AUGCAAUUGAAGAAGAUUCUUGUGGCCAACCGUGGUGAAAUUCGGUAUGUCGAUCUACUGAUCAGAGGCAAUCACGCAUUGUGCGAACGGACCUGCUUACACGAAGUUCUCUUUCAGAUCUUUAGAACCGCUCAUGAGCUUUCACUGCACACCAUUGCUGUCUUCAGUUAUGAGGACCGUCUCAGCAUGCACAGGCAAAAGGCCGACGAGGCGUACGUCAUUGGCAAGCGUGGCCAGUACACCCCCGUCGGAGCCUACCUCGCCGGCGACGAGAUCAUCAAGAUCGCGGUUGAGCACGGCGCGCAAAUGAUCCACCCUGGCUACGGUUUCCUCUCCGAGAACGCCGGGUUCGCUCGCAAUGUCGAGAAAGCUGGUCUUAUCCUCGCCAUCGCCGCCGAUGUCCCCGUCGUUCCUGGUACCGAGGGUGCCGUAGCAACCUUCGAGGAGGUCAAGACCUUCACCGAUCAAUAUGGCUUCCCCAUCAUCAUCAAGGCUGCCUACGGCGGUGGUGGUCGUGGCAUGCGUGUCGUUCGCGAGCAGGAGAGCCUGAAGGAGUCUUUCGAGCGAGCUACCUCCGAGGCCAAGUCCGCUUUCGGCAACGGAACCGUCUUUGUCGAGCGCUUCCUCGACAAGCCCAAGCACAUCGAGGUUCAGCUGCUUGGUGACAACCAUGGCAACAUUGUCCACCUGUACGAGCGUGACUGCUCGGUCCAGCGCCGCCAUCAGAAGGUCGUCGAGAUCGCUCCCGCCAAGGACCUCCCCGUUGAGACCCGCGACGCCAUCCUGGCUGACGCCGUCAAGCUGGCCAAGUCGGUCAACUACCGCAACGCCGGUACCGCUGAGUUCCUUGUCGACCAGCAGAACCGCUACUACUUCAUCGAGAUCAACCCCCGUAUCCAGGUUGAGCACACCAUCACUGAGGAGAUCACUGGCAUCGACAUUGUCGCCGCUCAGAUCCAGAUCGCUGCCGGCGCCACCCUGGAGCAGCUCGGUCUCACCCAGGACCGCAUCUCCACCCGCGGCUUUGCCAUUCAGUGCCGUAUCACCACCGAGGACCCGGCCAAGGGAUUCCAGCCCGAUACUGGCAAGCUCGAGGUGUACCGCUCUGCCGGUGGCAAUGGUGUCCGUCUCGAUGGUGGCAACGGUUUUGCCGGCGCCGUCAUCACUCCCUACUACGACUCCAUGUUGGUCAAGUGCACCUGCCAAGGUUCCACAUACGAGAUUGCGCGCAGGAAGAUGCUGCGUGCCCUGCCUAUUCUCCUCAACCCCGACGGUUCCAAACUUGACACCUCUGCCCCCGCCACCAAGGGCUGGAGGCAGAUUCUUCUUGACCAGGGCCCCAAGGCCUUUGCCAAGGCUGUCCGCGAGUACAAGGGCUGCCUGCUCAUGGACACCACCUGGCGUGAUGCCCACCAGUCUCUGCUGGCCACUCGCGUCCGCACUGUCGAUCUCCUGAACAUUGCCCACGAGACCAGCCAUGCUCUCUCCAACCUCUACUCGCUCGAGUGCUGGGGUGGUGCCACCUUUGAUGUGGCCAUGCGCUUCCUCUACGAGGACCCUUGGGACAGGCUGCGCCGCAUGAGGAAGCUCGUGCCCAACAUCCCCUUCCAAAUGUUGCUUCGCGGUGCCAACGGUGUCGCCUACUCUUCUCUUCCCGACAAUGCCAUCGAGCAGUUUGUCGACCAGGCCAAGAAGUGCGGUGUUGACAUCUUCCGCGUCUUUGACGCUCUCAACGACGUCAGCCAGAUCGAGGUUGGUGUCAAGGCCGUUCACAAGGCUGGUGGUGUUGUUGAAGCUGUGGCUUGCUACUCAGGAGACAUGCUGAUGCUGAACGCUCACCUGGCAACGAAGAAGCACCUCAGUAAGAACCCCAACAAGAAGUACAACCUGCAGUACUACCUUGAUCUUGUUGACAAGCUCGUUGCCCUUGACAUUCAUGUCCUCGGCAUCAAGGACAUGGCUGGAGUUCUCAAGCCCCAUGCGGCUACUCUGCUCAUCGGUGCCAUCCGCGAGAAAUACCCUGACCUUCCCAUCCACGUCCACACCCACGACUCGGCCGGUACCGGUGUCGCUUCGAUGGUCGCUUGCGCCAAGGCUGGCGCCGAUGCUGUUGAUGCCGCCACCGACAGUCUGUCAGGCAUGACCUCGCAGCCCAGCAUCAAUGCCAUCCUCGCCUCCCUUGAGGGCAGUGACCUCGACCCUGGCCUGAACCCUGCCCACGUUCGCGCCCUUGACACCUACUGGUCUCAGCUUCGUCUCCUGUACUCCCCCUUCGAGGCCCACCUUGCUGGCCCCGAUCCCGAGGUGUACGAGCACGAGAUCCCCGGCGGUCAACUCACCAACAUGAUGUUCCAGGCCCAGCAGCUUGGCCUCGGCACUCAGUGGGCCGAGACCAAGAAGGCCUACGAGCACGCCAACGACCUUCUCGGCGACAUUGUCAAGGUUACGCCCACCUCCAAGGUUGUCGGUGAUCUUGCGCAGUUCAUGGUCUCGAACAAACUCUCUCCCGAGGAUGUCAAGGCUCGCGCCGGCGAGCUCGAUUUCCCUGGCUCCGUGCUUGAGUUCCUCGAAGGCAUGAUGGGUCAGCCGUUCGGCGGUUUCCCCGAGCCGCUCCGCUCCGAUGCUCUGCGUGGUCGCCGAAAGCUUGACGCUCGUCCUGGUCUGUCCCUGGAGCCUGUGGACUUUGUCAAGGUCAAGCGCGAGCUGGGUAAGAAGUUUGGCGGUCCCGUCACGGAGACGGACAUUGCGUCCUACGUCAUGUACCCCAAGGUCUUCGAAGACUACAAGAAGUUUGUCCAGAGGUUCGGAGACCUGUCCGUUCUGCCUACCAAGUACUUCCUGUCAAAGCCAGAGAUUGGCGAGGAAUUCCACGUCGAGCUGGAGAAGGGCAAGGUCCUCAUCCUCAAGCUGCUCGCAGUUGGGCCCCUCAGCGAGAACACUGGCCAGCGUGAGGUGUUCUACGAGAUGAACGGUGAGGUCCGCCAGGUCACUGUCGACGACAACAAGGCCUCGGUUGAGAACGUCACGCGCCCCAAGGCCGACCUCAGCGACUCAAGCCAGGGCUCGGAUGUCAAGAAGGGUGACCCUAUUGCUGUGCUUAGCGCCAUGAAGAUGGAAAUGGUCAUUUCGGCGCCGCACAACGGCCAGGUUUCCAGCCUGCAGGUCAAGGAGGGCGACUCUGUCGAUGGUUCCGACCUGGUUUGCAAGAUUGUCAAGGCGUAG
Verticillium alfalfae VaMs.102 is the source of this 3222-nucleotide messenger RNA. Its product is annotated as pyruvate carboxylase. Gene Ontology annotation, biological process: pyruvate metabolic process; gluconeogenesis. The transcript is spliced from 13 exons. Lineage: Eukaryota; Fungi; Ascomycota; Sordariomycetes; Glomerellales; Plectosphaerellaceae. Gene Ontology annotation, cellular component: cytoplasm. Gene Ontology annotation, molecular function: pyruvate carboxylase activity; metal ion binding; ATP binding. Bases 1 to 3222 code for a protein of 1073 amino acids. The record is from RefSeq and is a predicted model, not a curated record.